AGCGCCGAGCCGGGCACGCUGUGGCGGAGCUGGGGCCGGGCCGGGACCAUGGGCGCCCCGCACCUCACCUGCCUCCAUCCGCGGUCCCGCCCCUCCAGCCCGCUCCUGCCCGGCCCCCGCACUCCUGCCGCCUGAUUCCUGCCGGAACUGGAGCUCGCAGGAUCCCCCUUCCCCGGCAGUGGCGAGCCAGCUGGUCUCCAGAAGGCCCGCGGGUGAACCCGAGUGUGGAGCAGGCAGUGCCCAGCCAGCCUCACAGAUGUGACGUGACUGUGGCUGGAGCUUGGCAACAACUCCUCCUCGGAGGUGCCCCGUCUGGACAUCUGUGCGAAGAGGGUCUAAAGCAGGUGGUUUGAAAAGCCUCGUGUUCCCUGGAGAGAGGAGGAGAUGCAGGGUGACAGCCGGAAAGCCAGUGCAUGAACCUGCCGCAUCCCUUCUCCUCGCUUUCAGAUGUGUUCCUGAUCCGAGGUGAAACCAUGAAGAGAAGAUAAAACAAAUAAUAAUGUUUUUCCGCAAUCGCUUCGUGCUGCUGCUGGCCCUGGCUGCGCUGCUGGCCUUCGUGAGCCUCAGCCUUCAGUUCUUCCACCUGAUCCCAGUGUCAGCAGCUAAGAAUGGAGUGACUAGCAAGAAUCGAAAGAGGAUCAUGCCUGACCCGGUGACGGAGCCCCCCGUAAUGGACCCCGUUUAUGAAGCCCUUUUGUACUGCAACAUUCCACGUGUGGCCAAGCGCAGCAUGGAAGGUCACGCUCCGCAUCAUUUUAAGCUGGUCUCAGUGCAUGUGUUCAUUCAACAUGGAGACAGGUACCCACUGUAUGUCAUUCCCAAAACGAAGCACCCAGAAAUUGACUGCAGUCUGGUGGCUAACAGGAAACCGUAUCACCCUAAACUGGAGGCUUUCGUGAGUCACAUGUCCAAAGGAUCCGGAACCUCUUUCGAAAGCCCCUUGCACUCCCUGCCUCUUUACCCCAGUCACCAGCUGUGUGAGAUGGGAGAGCUCACGCAGACAGGGAUCGUGCAGCAUCUGCAGAAUGGCCAGCUGCUGAGGGACAUCUAUCUGAAGAAACACAAACUCCUGCCCAGUGACUGGUCCACAAAGCAGCUUCACUUAGAGACCACUGGCAAAAGCCGGACGCUGCAGAGUGGGCUGGCUCUGCUUUAUGGCUUUCUCCCAGAUUUUGACUGGAAGAAGAUUUAUUUCCGGCACCAGCCCAGCGCUCUGUUCUGUUCUGGGAACUGCUACUGCCCGCUGAGGAACCAGUACCUGGAAAAGGAGCAGCGUCGGCAGUACCUGUUGCGUUUGAAAAACACGCAGCUGGAGAGGACCUACGAGGAGAUGGCCAGGAUCGUGGACACGUCCACCAAGCAGCUCCGGGCCGCCAACCCCAUAGACGCCAUGCUCUGCCUCUUCUGCCACAACGUCAGCUUCCCCUGCACCAGGAAUGGCUGUGUUAACAUGGAGCACUUCAAGGUGAUCAAGAGGCAUCAGAUAGAGGACGAGAGAGAGAGGCAGGAGAAGAAACUGUAUCUGGGGUACGCGCUCCUGGGCGCCCACCCCAUCCUGAACCAGACCGUGGGCAGCAUGCGGCGCGCGGCCGAGGGCCGGAAGGAAGAGCUCUUCGCGCUCUCCUCUGCUCACGACGUCACUCUGGCCCCGAUUCUCAGUGCCUUGGGCCUUACAGAAGCCAGGUUCCCGAGGUUCGCGGCCAGGUUGAUCUUUGAGCUCUGGCGAGACAGAGAGAAGCCCGGCGAGCACUCCGUCCGGGUUCUCUACGACAGUGUCGAUGUCACGUUCCACACCUCCUUCUGCCUGGAUCACCACAAGCGGUCUCCCAAGCCCAUGUGCCCCCUCGAAAACUUCGUCCGCUUUGUCCAAAGGGACAUGUUCGUGGCCCUGGGUAGUGGUAGCACUAAUUAUUAUGAUGCGUGUCACAGGGAAGGAUCCUAAAAGGUACGUGGUGCGGCGCCAACAGAAUCU
Molecule: messenger RNA, 1972 nt
Organism: Mesoplodon densirostris (Blainville's beaked whale)
Lineage: Eukaryota; Metazoa; Chordata; Mammalia; Artiodactyla; Ziphiidae
Product: 2-phosphoxylose phosphatase 1
Exons: 1
Coding region: 500-1942 (480 amino acids)
Biological process (GO): chondroitin sulfate proteoglycan biosynthetic process; dephosphorylation; glycosaminoglycan biosynthetic process
Cellular component (GO): Golgi apparatus
Molecular function (GO): phosphatase activity
Source: RefSeq, a predicted model, not a curated record